AUGUACAAGAACUUCAAGGCAGGGGCCAAGCUCAGCCUUGCUCACUUCAUCCGGGAGCACCCUGUCAAGAGGCUGGCCAAGACCGAGGUGAGGUAUUACUUGGAGAAAGGCCAGGUGGACGAUGAGCUGUUUGGCCGUGGGCAGUUGCGGAGAGCAGCCAUCUUCGACAAGGCCACGAAGCAAACUCGUCUGGAGAUUGUUGGCGAGAGUUCCUUAAAUUGGGAUGAACCACACAAGAUGUGGGACAACGACCGGCUGGCCACUG
This is a messenger RNA of Symbiodinium necroappetens, 265 nucleotides long. The record is from the annotation of a GenBank genome assembly. NCBI's taxonomy places the organism in Eukaryota, Dinophyceae, Suessiales, Symbiodiniaceae.